GUGAGAGAGGGAGGAAAAGAGAGGGAGAGAGUCCGGACAUUGGCUGCUUUCCUCAGACUCUCCAAGGAGGCAGAGAUGGAAACAGAAUGAACCUGGCAGGGAGCUGUUUCAAAGGAAAAUGCCUCUUGGGUGUCGUUACCCACUGGCAUCAAUAUCAGAACCGAGUAUUUUGGAGAAUGAAGCAGAGACUUCCAAUUUUUUCUCGAUGCUUGGAGGAUUAUGGACCUUGGCUGUGAAGGUUUGGAUAGCUACCUGCUUCUUUAUUUCUCUCCCCUCCCUCUGCUAUAGUCAGCCCUUUAUUUCCGUCACGUGUUAUAUUAUUAUUAUUUUCUAGGAAGAAGGGUCAGCCGGGCUUUGGCGCCGACGUUGAAGAUGUUUUUGCGUCGUGCUUCGCCUCCGUUGGACGCAGGUGCGUUUAGAUUCCCAAACCUGUGGCCGCGCGCUCCUCAAACACUGCGCUGUGAGAUCCUUGCGUCUUUGCUCCAUUGCGCAUGCUCAGUGUGAGAUCCUGAAUGCUGCCCCGACGCGUCUGCGCUGCGUCCUGGCUGCGAUGUAGCAGCAGCAGCAGCUUUGGGAAGUGGAGAGGAGCGGAGGACUGAAUGAGGGGGGAAAUAAACAUGCGCGCUGGGACAAAGUGGCUUCAUCAAAGGAUUUGAGCCGAGAUAGAAAACAGUGGCACUAAGUGAAGAAUGUCAGGGGCACCACAUGCGGAGGCUGAAGGAGUAGUCUCCAAAGUAAAAGUGAAAAAGGAGAUCAAGACAAUCGUGGAGAAUUUGGAAACCAUUCUGGGAGACCUUAAGGAUGUGGCAAAGGAGCUGAAAGAGGUUGUCCAUGACAUUGACACCCUGACCGGUGACUUGCAGUUGGAGGAGGACGGACUGACCGAUAGCUCCAAGACCGACACGCUUAACUCCAGCUCCAGCUCCACCACUACCACAACGACUGCGUCCAGCCUGGAGAAAAUGAAGCUGUUCCCAGAGGACUGCAUCUUCAAAACACAGGUGCCCAUGAGUCCGGUACAGCUCCAUCAACCGGCAGUUCUGACAGUGCUCAAGAAAUCCCACCCUCCCCUGCCACCGCCGAGGCAUACCACACUGAGAGCUGAGGAACACAACAUAAAGAAUCUGCCUCAUCCGACUUUGGUCUUAUCAGGGAAUACGUCAAAGGCUAACGGGUCUUCGCUGAGGAAUGGCGGGGUUUUCCCAUUAAAACCAAACAAGGAUUUAUUCUCCUCUACUCCCUGCUUCAUUUCUGGCGAGAGCGAGAUGCAAGAAACUGGUCUGGUUCCUACGCUGCCAAGGCCAAUGCCGCUUCUUCGGCAUGAGAAAAACAAAUGCCCCAAGGCCCCAGGAAGAGAACACCGCGAGAGAGAGCGGGUUCGUUUCAGCGAGAAGGUCCAGUAUCAUGGUUACUGCCCAGACUGUGAUCUCCAGUACGAUGUAGACGAUGCAGAACUGGACUUACAGGCCGAGCUGAGUGACUUAAGGCUAAGCCCGGUGCAUUGCUGCUCUUCCUCCCCUUCUCCUCCUUCCUCUCACACACUCCCUCAUGCACUAAUGUUGGAAAACGGGGGUCUUUCAGUCAGCCACAGUUUCCCCCCGACAGCACACACUCCCCCACCUUGUGUGUCUCCAUACACACCUUCCCUUAAGCCCCAUAAAACAAUCCUACGUAAAUCAACCACCACCACUGUUUGACCCCCCCUAUUAGGUCUCAAUUUAAACAUUGUUGGAUAAAAAAAUCCUAGUGCUUUCUACUUCAGCUGAACUUCGGAUUAUUCAAGCAAAGAGAGAGGAGGGGUCUGAAGACCGAAAACAAAGUGGAUAAAGAGAAAGGCGAGCAGGACAUCACAGCGAGAUGUGAAACGGCAACAUCAUGGAGGCACUGACACCUAAGCACAGAAGCAGUCGGAGGUUUGAACACACCACAACCUACGCAUGAAUCUUGCAGCCACUUCAGGCUUGUGAUGAAUUGCUUUUGGUGUUCUUCUUUCAGGGCCCAUUGAGAUCGUUGAGCUCAGAGAGGAGUGGAUGCCGGCUUCACACACUAAUCGACCCGAGUUGAUCAGGGAGGAAGAAGCCUGAGCUGAAGCCAAGCGUCAGCCUUCUAGGGCUUGAAAGUGCUAAUGGCUCUGAACUGACAGGAGACAAUAUCCUCCUCUGAACAUGAAACAACCUUUAGGUGGCAGCUGUGCAGUUGGAAAUGACGUAACUAUCAAAAACGAGGCAAAGCAAGAAGACCGGCCACUGCUAAUGAUGUGUUUGUUCAUUGGAUUAAAGGUCAGAAUGCUGCCAAAACCCAUCAAAAGUAAUGGAGUAAUUCUGGAUAAAAAAGAACAAGACAAAGGAUGAACUGAUGUCAGUCGAUGUUUGAUUGAUAUCUGGAGAUUUUUGCUCCGUUCAAACUGAAAUGGAAAUCAAUAGCUCCACUCAACCGAUGAAAUUUGCCUUUUGAGAAUGGUAAAUGUGUGCAGAUUGCCCCACAGGCCCGCCUUCAUACGACAAGGAUAAAAUAGUAUUUUAGAAUAUCCCAACCAUGGACUGUUUCUGUUGCCACCAAUGCUUGGAAAUGAACAGUGGUCUGGUCACUGAUCUAUGUCUAGCUGUCAAAGUUCAUUGUUGAUGUAUUUGCUCAACCGGUGCCAUGCAUCCACACCUACUCCAGAGUUACAAAGCAGAAAGAUUCAGUCCAUGUGGGCAAACCUAUAGCUUUAGGGGAUUGCUGGGGAGGUGAUAAUUUGCAUCAAAUUUUAUUUGUAUACAAAUAAACAUAUACAUGUUUGAUAUCUAUAUAUUUCAGGCAUUUUUUUCUACAGAGACU
Cyprinodon tularosa is the source of this 2820-nucleotide messenger RNA. It is a transcript of the gene prr16, whose product is annotated as proline rich 16. The transcript has 4 exons. Gene Ontology annotation, biological process: positive regulation of cell size; positive regulation of translation. The coding region runs from base 690 to 1697 and encodes 335 amino acids. NCBI's taxonomy places the organism in Eukaryota, Metazoa, Chordata, Actinopteri, Cyprinodontiformes, Cyprinodontidae. The record is from RefSeq and is a predicted model, not a curated record.